AUGAGGAAUACAAAGACGACUUCUUUCAAAUCGAAAUUUAAGAACACACAAGAAACGAUUUUUAAUCUAGAUGAACACGUUGAUGAUUUCGUUGCUCCGCCUAUAGAAGCUGAUCCAGUCCCAAUUAAUGUUGAUACUACAAGCCAAACAAAUGUGAAGAGGACCUACCAUACCAGAUCAACACCCGUGAAAGAGAAUAUCAGUACUCAACCUACAGAAGGUGUCAGAAGUGAACCAAAUGAUAUGAAUAUUGUUGGAUCAAGCAAAAUAAAGAAACAUAGGAAAACAACUUCAAGAUCAGAACAUGGAAAGAACAACGUAUAUUCUGGGAAAUCAGAGGUUAACAAAGAUAAAGAAGACAUAAUACCAAUUGAGCACAAGUGUAAGAAGGCUAAAAAGGAAAGGUUCUGCUAG
This is a messenger RNA of Lactuca saligna, 414 nucleotides long. The record is from the annotation of a GenBank genome assembly. Lineage: Eukaryota; Viridiplantae; Streptophyta; Magnoliopsida; Asterales; Asteraceae.